Messenger RNA from Stylonychia lemnae, 2424 nucleotides. The record is from the annotation of a GenBank genome assembly. NCBI's taxonomy places the organism in Eukaryota, Ciliophora, Spirotrichea, Sporadotrichida, Oxytrichidae.
AUGUAAACUUGCAAAACAAGACGUGAUGCACUUUGUAAAGUUUUCGAAGCAGUAAGCAAGCCACUACCUGCUUAUGGUGGAGCUGCCAUCAGCCACUUGACUGAUGCUAGAGAAUCUGGAAAGUACGUAGUCAAGAUUGUGAAAGAGCAAUUUGAUCUUAAGAGAAUCUAGAAACUAGGAUUCUAAAGUUAAUAUCUAGUCGAUAAGCAAAGAAAUGAAGUUUCGAGACUCACCUCAGUUCCACUGGAUGCAGCUGCUAGUAGCUUGCUAUGUCUAACUCAGUCACCUACAAACGACUCAUUACAAGUGAGGUUUAGAAAGGGUGAGAAGAAUGAUAAGGAUAUAUUUGUUGAAGUUUGGGAUGAUUCAGUUAGAGGAUUUAUUAGUAGUAGAAAGAUCACAGAUAAGUGUACAAGGAUUUACAAUGAUGCCAUUUUUGGCGGUAUAUCUUGGUCUAGAGACAAUAAUAGAAUUACUUUUAUCGGUGAGAAGCCAGAGCCUGCUGCAUAUAAGAACUACUGGGAAGAUGAACAACCAAUUGCAGCAGCUAAAGUCGAGGAAGAAAAGAAAUAGGAAGAACAAAAAGAAGAAAAGAAAAAAGAAGAUACUUUCUUAGACUAGAAAUAUCUACUUUAGGAAGAUUUCGGAGAAACUCUUGUUGGAAAGAAAAUUCCAGUAAUCUUUAUAUUCAACAUUAAGGAGAACACGUUUGAGGAAGUUUAAGGAAUAGAAUCAGGUCUUUACCCAGCAUAUCCUAUGUUCGAUGAACAAUCAAAAGGUAUUGUAUUUGUGGGAUAUAGACUUCCAACUAAGAAAAUUGGAAUGAAUUUCUGCUUGAACAAAGAUACUAAACUUUAUUACAUCAAAGAAAUCAUAGCUGAUAAGGCUAAACUUGAUAGUAAACCUGUGGGUUAUGUUACUUGCUUAAACUCUACUGAGUUUGCUUCAUUUAUGCCUAAAUUCUCUAGAGAUUACUCAAGAAUUUUAUACUUCGGAGCAAAAGAAAAGUUCUUAUCCCAUAGUGGAAAUUAUUAGUUAAGAUUCCUAAAUUGGCCGGUAGCUGAAGGAGUAGAGUCUACUCUCGUCUUAGACAAACGAGGAGAGUACCCUAGUGAAACUGACGAGUAUGCUGGUCUUUUUGGCUACAAUUAAAGUUACAUUCAUGCUGGAUUUCUAGGUGAUUCCUAAAGAUACGCUAUUUUCUAAUCAACUUUAUGCGGUUAGGAGAGAAUUUAUCUAGCUGAUUUAGAUGAAAAGAAGGUUAGAUGGCUGAACUUUUUGGGGAAAGAUCAUGAAAAUAGAAUGAAUGGAGAAUAUGAGUUUAUGAGAGUACUAGAUGACCACCUAGUAGUUAAGCACAGUCAAUGCGAUAUGCCACCUCAUAUUUAUUCAGUCUUAUUCAAGAAUAUACAUACUGAAUCACUAGACCAAUUAGUAGACUUAAACAACUUACAGAUAAAUCUUUUAGAAAAGGUUACAUUUGAAGAAAGUAGAUCUGAAUUAGAGGGAUAAAUUGGAAAAUUUAUCCAGAAUAUCUCAAGAGAAACUAUUAGACUUGAAAACGGUGCUGAGGGAUAUUUCAUCAGAAAUAACUAGCUACCUUAAGAUACCAAGCAUCCAUUAGUAGUAAUGGUACAUGGAGGUCCAUUUGGUUGUUACCCACAAGAUAUGUUCUCUAGAAUGAGAAUAUAAUUAAUUCUCUAAGGGUAUUAGCUACUAGUUAUCAAUUUUAGAGGUUCAACAGGGUACGGAGAAGACUUUUUAAACUCUCUUCUUGGUCAUAUCAGCGAAUAUGAUAGAGAAGAUUGUGGAAAUCUUACCAAGUUAGCUUUAGACAAAUAUAAGGAUUAGAUUGAUCCAGAGAGAGUUGGGAUCUUUGGUGGAUCACAUGGAGGUUACUUGACAGGUUGGCUGAUUGGCCAUCCUGAUACCAAGGAUAUCUUCAAAGCCGCUGUUCUUUGGAAUCCUGUUAUUAACAUGUCUUAUAUGGUAGCCUAAACUGAUAUUCCAGAUUGGAUUUACAACUGUUCACUUAAUUAAGAGCAUAGAUAUGAGCUGACCUCAGAAGAAAAUAAAGAAUUCUUUGACAAGUCACCAAUAUCAGUUGUAAAUAAUGUCUAAGCUGCAGCUCUGCUUUUAAUUGGGCAUUAAGAUUUCAGAGUUCCACCUAAUCAAGCUUACCAUUACUAUCAUAUCCUUAAGUCUCAAGGAAAGAAGGUCAAGCUUUAUAAAUAUCCUGAGGAUGGCCAUGCUAUUCUAGGAACUGAGACAGGCUUAGAUGCUGAACUCAAUAUUUACUUCUGGUUUGAUGAAAUAUUUUAAGAUGUUGUUACCAAAAGAUAAUAGCAAUAACAGUAACAGCAGGAUUAGGAAUAACAAGAAUAAACUUAAGUAGAGUCUAAGCAAGAAGAAUAAUAGCAGUGA